Messenger RNA from Haliotis rubra (blacklip abalone), 1160 nucleotides. RefSeq names its product transmembrane protein 121B-like. Bases 1 to 1080 code for a protein of 359 amino acids. The record is from RefSeq and is a predicted model, not a curated record. Lineage: Eukaryota; Metazoa; Mollusca; Gastropoda; Lepetellida; Haliotidae. The transcript is spliced from 2 exons.
AUGUCCAAUGGUACAGCAGGGUACCUGAGGAAGCGGCCUGUGAUUGAAUUUCUUCUCACAUAUUCAGUUUGUCAAACUCAACUUUCCCGAUAUUCGUGUGAAAUUCAGGAUUUGCCAUGUGGCUGGGGGGAUUGUUUUGUGAGAUGUUGUGGAGCCUUGAAUGGCAUCCCAGCUCGGAUCUUUUGCAUUCUGCUUCUACUCGCCCAAGGAGGGAUUCUGGAUUAUUUCCUGGCCAAACAUCAGACCCAAGCCAGCUGGGCAUGGAUUGCGUUCGACCUUGUCAACGUCGGUCUCUUCAUCGCCUCCUUCGUCAUAUCACGACGACACCUUGCACUGCAGAAAGUCAAAGACGAGCAAAAUACAGCGGUCACACUGGGUUGGUUGGCAUGGCUUGUGUACUCGGUAAGCCUAGUAGCAAGGAUGGCCAUAGCUUUCAACAAAUUCUCGUUUAAGUUAAGCGAGGACUCAUUCUUCGGUCCCAAUACAUUAAAGACGUCGCUAGCCUUGGCGUCGUGUGUAUUCGUCUUGCUGUUGACGUCUCACCAUGACGCUGCUCCUGCUAGUGAACGCAGGCGAUACAUUGAAGACCUUACUGGAACCGUUGUCUUCGACGUGUUGGACACCGUGGAUGUCUUAGAGGUGAUGUUCGACAAGUCAUCAAGGGACAUGCUCCUCCCAGGACUUCAGCAAAGUAUUUUACUGGUGGCAGGUCUCAAUCUCAUUAUUCCAACAGUGCCCCUUAUCACACUCAACCUAACCAACUUUGGAUACAAGAAGAUGCCGAAACGUCUUGUGGCGCUACACAAGUUACUUGUGGUGCUGGUGGUGAAUGUUCCCAAUCUGAUUGUUCGGUUAGUUCUCUGGCAUGGCUUCAGUGUGGGAAUCUCUCCCUUUAUGCUCAAAAACCUCAUCCUCAUAUCCAUCGUCCUGUACGAGUUUUACGAGCACAAGAGGGUGAAAUAUGACGAACACGCUGGAGCGAUUGAAGUAAGAAAGAAAGGUUCACGGGGCACUGCCAGUCCUGCUGCUGUAAAUGGACAAAGUGGCUUAACAACCUUCUCGAUGCAAGAACGUAUUUAAAUCUAAUAUGGCAUAAAACAUUACUAUUUGAAAUCGCAGUGAAGCAUCCGAUUUCACACCAGUGCCGCAAUGGCUGUCCU